GCGUGUGGGCCUUGUGUGUUUGUGAGCCGCUGUGCUGUGUGGGUGGGAUCUCGCUCACUUUGCUGCUGGCACUGGAGUGGAGCAACAGUCAGAAAAGUAGUUUGGUGCUUCAGGACUUUGUUUAGUCGUCGCUGUCAUGGAGUCAACGAAGAAAAGUCACCAUUUUGGAUCACUGUUAAGCUGCGUCUUCGUUUUGUGUGUUCAGCUGAAGUUAGGCUUGACAGGAGAUUGCCCUGCAGAUGGACGCACCUGGGUUCCUUUUCAAGACAGAUGUUACCACUUUGUCCAUGGACAAGAAGACAAAAUCAAAAGCUAUACUUUUGACAGAGCAAAAACCCUCUGCCAAGGCUUUGAGCUUUUGACCAUACAGAGCGCAGAGGAGAACAACUUUGUCCUUAAAUAUAGCCCAGAGGUGUGGAAAGACAACAUCAAUGUGUGGCUGGGAAUGUAUUAUGACACAAACAGUGAAGACAUGAAGUGGUUUGGCGACGACCCUGUGAGAUUCACUAACUGGGAGGACAGCUCAUCUCCAUCAGACCUCGUGCCCAUGGACACAUGUGCGGCUCUGCACAGCAACACAGGAAAGUGGGAAAAUGUCAGCUGUCUGGAUGAAGUGGAGAACGGAGUGAUCUGUGAGACAGCUCAGAAGGCAGAGGAAGCCAAGCAGAGACCGAGUGCACUGCUGUCCGCCCUGGUCAUUCUCAGCGUGGUGGCUAUCAUGGGAAUCUCAGCGGUAAUUUGGUUCCUGCACCAGAAGCACAAUAUUGGCUCCACUAUCGUCACAGCGUUUGAGUACCACCCUCCGUUCCGAGUGCUGGACACGGACCAGUCCUGUCUGGUGGAGGCUGAGGAGACCGACAGCGUGCCGUAGGAGAAACCUGCUCUCUCUCACACAGUAGGAAGCAAUAGGCCCUUAUCACUGGGUGGGUGUUCAUGCAAAGAGAAGUCCACUGUUUCACACAUUUACAGAAGCAGUUCUUGGGUUUAACACACAUCAAUCUCAUGACUCAGAAUAAUGUAGUAUGAUUGUGGGAAAACUGACUAUACUUAUUCUGAUACUAACCUCUUCACUGUGGCUCAUAAUUGUCUCUACUUCUGUUCUGUUUUCUGCACUAACAAAGACUCACUCGAAUCGUCUGUAAAUUUCUCAGAUGGGUGCAUUUUCAUCAACAUGUAUAGCCUGGUGUACAUAUCACCUGGCACUGGAUAUAAUGUCAGGUUAUUAUCAGGCAUUACAGAUGGCCUGGAUAACUUUUGGGAUCAUUGUUUUUUUCUUUCAAGAAAGGAUCAUACCACAAGAGAAACGGAUUAAUGUAAGAUCCAAGUGUUCAGACUUUUUGUGAGGUAAUAGAAAUUUUUGUAUUAACAUAAAAUUUGGAGAUUUACAAUAAAAUUGUAAAAAUCAACGCAGCAAAUGCUGAGAUAUCCUGGAUGAAACCUCAGAAAUGCUGCACUCUACUGUACAUUCUCACUAAUGCAACGAAGUGCAUGUUUUUGUUCGACCCUCCCUGCCUUGGAAAGGUUUAUAACCCAGGCUCUGUGUUAUAAAUUUGUCGUCUUCAAGCCCAAACUGAGAUAAUCCUGAUGACAUCAUCAUUGUUAUUUUUCUCAGAUGUCGUACAGCCUCCUCCAGAGCAAGGUAUAAUACAACCACUUCCAAAGGCUGAGUAGUCCUCCUCAUGAUGAGUCAACUGUAAAAUUGUCGGAGUGUCCCUUCAUGUAGUAUUUAUAGAAACAGGAAUUCUCAAUCACAAGCUAUCAGGGGCACAUGUAAAUAGCUUCAUCCGAAUGAGAGCCCAGCGAAAGUAUGAGCAAUUGUCUGGUCGCUGCAUGUAUGUAAAUGUAGCCAAUGAGGUGGAGUUCCACAGUCCAUAAAGCAGGGUUUUUUUCCCGGUAUCCUAUUGUAAUGGAAAACCAUCCUAAAUGAAUACUGCCACAGAGACGUCCUGACCAAUUUCCCUGCAUUUUGUCAAGUGGACUUUGUGGGAUGAAUGCUUUUUACCAGUUUUCUUUUCUUUUUUUUUUCUUUUUUUUUUUGGUAAAAAGCAUUCUGCCUGUUCUCUAACAAAAAUCUAACUAGUAAAUAUGAAAUCGUAAUUUCAGAAUAUUUUCUAUUUGUCCACAGUUCAUGGGUCAUUUUUGUAUUGUUUAAGUGGUGAAAAAAUAUUACAGUAUGUUUGCUUGUUUGUUUGUUUUGCUGCCCUAUGAAAUCCAGUCUUGGCAUUAUCAUUGCUUCGUUUUUAAGAGAGUGGUCAUGAUUUUGUUGUUGGAACUAAUUAACAUUAAAGACAAUCAAGAGUUUGUGUAUGGUGUGUAUGGUAUAUUGCAGAAUAAUGGCAAACACACCUCUUAUUACUGUUCUUUAUUUUCAACAGCAUGAAUGCUUUUGUGCAAUAUCUGACAUUAAUUUGGCAGAAUCUGAGCCCUUGUGUGUUUUAAUAAAGUGUGUUUGACUGUAACAAUG
Messenger RNA from Seriola aureovittata, 2464 nucleotides. RefSeq names its product CD302 molecule (gene cd302). Lineage: Eukaryota; Metazoa; Chordata; Actinopteri; Carangiformes; Carangidae. Gene Ontology annotation, molecular function: signaling receptor activity. The transcript is spliced from 6 exons. Bases 137 to 871 code for a protein of 244 amino acids. The record is from RefSeq and is a predicted model, not a curated record.